This is a messenger RNA of Xiphias gladius (swordfish), 723 nucleotides long. It is a transcript of the gene hoxd4a, whose product is annotated as homeobox D4a. Gene Ontology annotation, molecular function: DNA-binding transcription factor activity, RNA polymerase II-specific; RNA polymerase II cis-regulatory region sequence-specific DNA binding. NCBI's taxonomy places the organism in Eukaryota, Metazoa, Chordata, Actinopteri, Istiophoriformes, Xiphiidae. Gene Ontology annotation, cellular component: nucleus. Gene Ontology annotation, biological process: anterior/posterior pattern specification; embryonic skeletal system morphogenesis; regulation of transcription by RNA polymerase II. The coding region runs from base 16 to 723 and encodes 235 amino acids. The record is from RefSeq and is a predicted model, not a curated record. The transcript is spliced from 2 exons.
UACCUUCAGAAAUUAAUGGCCAUGAGUUCGUACAUGGUGAACUCUAAGUAUGUGGAUCCGAAAUUUCCUCCCUGCGAGGAAUAUUCACAAAAUAACUAUAUACCUGAGCAGGGCUCGGACUACUACAGUCCAUCGCAGGACACAGACUUUCAGCAUCCAAGGAUCUACCCACGGUCAAACUACACGGAGCAGCCCUUCAGCUGCAACACUGUGCAGGACUCCACAGUGCAGCCACGGGGUCAUGUGCACGAGAGAUCCGGCCACCCGAGCCCUUUUAGCGCACAGACUGAGCAGGGGGCCCCGGUCCAAGUGGCCGGACCCCGGACUUGUGGACAGCAGCAAAACACAAAGAGCCAAAACGGGAUACAAGCCAAGCAGCCUGCAGUAGUUUACCCCUGGAUGAAGAAAGUCCACGUAACUACAGUGAACCCUGAUUACACGGGAUCUGAGCCCAAACGGUCCAGAACAGCUUACACCCGCCAGCAGGUUCUGGAGCUUGAAAAGGAGUUUCAUUUUAACAGGUAUCUGACCAGGCGGCGGCGAAUCGAGAUCGCCCACAGUCUCUGUCUCUCCGAGAGGCAGAUCAAAAUCUGGUUUCAAAACAGACGGAUGAAAUGGAAGAAAGAUCACAAACUGCCCAACACCAAGGGCAGAUCUGCACCAGCCUCCAGCCAUCUGCAAAGCAUUCAGAAGGACAACCAGACUGAUAUCACAGCAUUAUAA